UAUUGUGAUGCUUUGUAAACUGGAAUAACAUACAUCAUGUCUGGAUUUAUUCCCAUGGUGUCAACGACACCUCCACCCAUGGAUGAUGGUGAAGAUUUUGGUGAUUUUAAAGACAGCGCACAAAAUGAUGAUGACUUUGACGAUUUCUCUUCUCCCAUUAUUUAUGAUGAUGAUUCAUAUCCGUCUAUCAAUUCUCCACCCAGUAUUGAUGAUUCUAAUCAUUUUUUAAGUGAUGAUACCCAUUUUCCUGCCAAAAAUUUGUUUCCAAAUAGCAAGGGUGAAAACGGAAAGAUUGAAUUGAAUAAUGAUAAAGAGGUGGAAACAAUAUUUCGUGAAAGCCAAUAUGAACAAGAAAAGAAUAUGGUGAAUUCCUCAAUGCAAUCUUCACCACCUUUAAAUGGUUCAAGUAAAUCAAAUAUUACCGAUGAUACUAUAGAAACUCAAUGUAAUGGUGUUAAAAAUCCGGACAUUGAAGAUGACAGUAUAAACACUCAAUCUUCAAAUGAUAAAGAGAAGGCAAAUACAAAAUGCGCAGAACUCACUGAUGAUCGGUUAAAUAUUCAAGACACCUCUAUUACAAAUAGUGAUGAUCAAAAUCUUUCUAAUACUUCUGCCUCAAAUACAAUUGCGAACUCCCCUGAACCUGACAUGUCUAUUAAAGAUGAAGAUAUAAGUCUCUCGCAGAACAAUAUGAAGAAUUCUGAUUUAGUGGAUAACUUUGAUAAUGGAGAUCAUGUGUCACUUACUGAUGAAAGUUGCCUGAAUAAUCAAAAAUAUGUUGUAUCAGAAACUGUUGAUGACAUAAAUAUAACUGAAAUUGCCUCAAAACAAAGUGCAAUAAGUGAGGAAAAUUUUUUUCGUGAAAAAUCAUCUAAAUAUCCAGAAGAUUUGCAAAAUAAAAGCCCUAAUGAUAACUUAACAGAAGUUGAAGUAAAAUCAUCGGAUGAUGUUGUAUGUGAAGAUACAAUAUGCCAAGAAUUUAAUGUUAAUAAUUCUGUAAGUAUUAAUGAACAUAUUGAUGUUAACGAAUCAGCAUCUGCUAUUGCUCAGAGUGAAGUUCGAGAGAAUUCCUGUGAAGAAAAUAGAAUAGAGGAGAAUGCACCAGAAAAUGAUGAUUUUGAUGAAGACUUUGCUGAUUUUACAUCUGUUGAAAGUGAAAAGCCCAUUAACUCAGAAUUGGAGGAUGUAUCUGAUGGUGAUAAUAAAGAGCUUCAACUUGAAGGAAAUUUGAAUGAUGAUAUUGUAUAUGAAGAUACAAUAUCUCAAGAACUCGUUGUUAAUAAUUUUGUAAGUAACAAAGAACAUAUUGAUGUUAAUGAAUUGGCAUCCGCUAUUGCUCAAAAUGAAGUUCAAGAGAAUCCCUGUGAGAAAAAUAGAACAGGGGAGAAUACACCAGAAAAUGAGGAUUUUGAUCAAGACUUUGCUGAUUUCGCAUCUGUUGAAGUUGAAAAGCCCAUUAACUCAGAAUUAGAGGAUGUGUCUGAUGGUGAUAAUAAAGAGCUUCAAAUUGAAGAAAAUUCAACUAUAUCAGCACAACCAGCAGAUACAAUAGACAAAAUUCCGGUUGAAAAUUCAAAAGAACAAACGGAUGAUUUAGGUGCCACUUUCGAAUCAGCAUCCACUUGUACUGAAAAUAAGAGUUCAGAUGAAAAUGUUACUGAAAAUAUUCAAGCUGAUGAUGAUUUUGGUGAUUUUGAAACUGAGUUUGUGACCAGUGACAGUAAUUGUAAAAAUGUUGUUGAAUUGACACAAAGUGAAGUUGUUCCAUUUGAAUGCGACUUUGGUGCAUUUGAAGAAAAUACCACUGCCAAUAAUACGGAUGGAUUUGCUGAUUUUUCUGCUCCUAAGGAAACAACCAAAAUGGAUCCAGAUGUGGAUGACUUUGGUGAUUUUGCUGAAGGUACUGGUGAUAAUGAUUUUGCAGACUUUGGGAGUGAUUCUGCAACGACCUGGUCGUCUGUUCAAGACACUGUGAAAAAUGUAUCAACUGUAAAAGAAAAAGUGGAAUCUUUUGUGUCAAAAUAUUUGAACAAGAAAAAUGAUUUAUCGAAAAGUCAAAUUCAUUUAAUAUCAGAUUUGAUGAAUUCUGAUGCGGAAAAUCAUUCAACUGUUAGUGGAGAAUCUUUACAAAUAUCAUGCUCGGGAGAAUUAUGGGACCAACUAGAAGAUAUUGACAACACCCUUGCACUAAACUUUGUGUGGAAUGGUUCCGGUCACAACAAACAUCUACUCGAUUCUUUAGGAAUGCAUACACAAAAUAUUCUUUUCAGUGGCACCAAGCAAGCUUACUACGUUCCAACCUAUUAUGCUGCAGGAUUGGGUAUGAUCGAUCCAAGCAAAGGAGUGUUAAAACCAAUGUCAGCUGCCGAAAAAAUCACAGCAUUAUCUCCGACUGAAAAGAAUGCUCCGGCACUACUGGAGGAGGCUUCCAAAGCACAAGAGGUACAUUCUGAAUGGAAAACUAUUGCAGAUAAUUCUGGUAGUGGGAACAGCAUGCUUAUAGAUGGUAGUUGGUCACAUAGUGAUGAGAUUACAAAUAAUUCUGACACUGUUCAAAGCUCAGUGGAUAUGAGCGAUCCAAUACCAAUCAUUUCAUCUUCUAUGGACUUGGAUUAUUUUGAAAAACUCAGUGUUGAUGGUUCGAAAUCAUCGGUUAAAUCAGACCUCAUAGACCCAGAGUUACUAGAACUCACAACAGCUCCAACCACUGAACCCCCUCCACCACCAAAAGAUAGUGGAUCUGCUACACUCAGCAAGAUUCUGGCCUCGAUCAAAAGUUCAAGCAAUAAUUCAUCUCCAAGCAGCACUAUUUCAACAUUGUUUGCACAACAGAAUGCCUCAAAAUGGGAAGAAGAAGAAAGUAAACUCAGCCCUGAGACUCGCCUUGUUUUGCAAAAGCUACCUGACCUUUCAUAUAUGAAAUCAAGAACUCUUGUUUUUCCAAUUUCCACAUCUAGGGUAAAUAUGGAUGAUGAUAUUUAAGAAUCAUUAGCAGAUGUAAGUUAAUUAUGAAAGUACGAGUUAUGCCGUUAGGACAUCAACGCUCUGAUUUUAGCAAUGUAUCGAAUAAAUGUAAAACAUGUAGCAAGUGUAAUCGAGUAGGACAUCAACGCUCUGCAAUUUUAGCUGCCGUUGAGUCGUUUUUCGAAACUUUAUAUUGUCUGAUUAUUCUAUUAAUUCUAGUGUCAGAAUUGCUGGUGCUUCCGAACUCUAAAACAAAAAUACUUAAACUUCAACCAAAACAGAAUAGGGCUUGUCUUUAAAUCUUUCAUAGUCUAAAGAAUUUUUCCCCGGAGUGGAUGUUUAUGGAUUUUUGAAUACCUCUCAAGCACAUUGUUUGAUUAUGAAAUAUCAAACUUUGAUGUGCGUAUAUUCAGUUGUUUGUCUAAUACGGCCAUGUCUACUCUAGUUAAAAUUAGUAAACAAUUUUGCUCUGCUCAUUGUGCCUUAUUGAUAUUCUGCAAGUGCUGUUAUAUGUUUUAGAAUUUAAAUUUUUUUUCAACAAUCAUGUAACUGUCAAGCGUGACAAAAUGGGUACGAUAUCUUCCAUAUUUGUUUGCACCUAUCUGGUUCAGGUUCACUAUUUUCAAGUGAAAAAAGACUGUGUAUUCCAUUCUGCAUUUCGAGCAGAUAAUUUUGUGUUUUAACUUGUGAAAUUCCAUCUUCUAUAUAAAAUUUAAGCCAAGUUAGAUGCACGUCUUUUCAAUGCUUGUAGAUUAAAUAUAUUAAUUUGUUUGAAUAUAUAUAUUUAUUUAGCACAUAUGCUGAUCAUUUGUUAGUGUUGGUUAGUGCACUCUUAUUCUUGUGCAAUGAGUAUUUUAACAAAAAAUAAAUUUGCUUUGUAUAGUA
Messenger RNA from Styela clava, 3849 nucleotides. RefSeq lists its product as uncharacterized. Gene Ontology annotation, molecular function: clathrin binding. NCBI's taxonomy places the organism in Eukaryota, Metazoa, Chordata, Ascidiacea, Stolidobranchia, Styelidae. Gene Ontology annotation, biological process: intracellular transport. Gene Ontology annotation, cellular component: trans-Golgi network membrane; AP-1 adaptor complex. The record is from RefSeq and is a predicted model, not a curated record.